CAGCAGACAUGAAAUCCUCCAACGAGCUCGUCAGGCAGUUUGGAUAGUUUCUCCGCUGACUGCAAACUACACCAGAAGUCUCUGCUGCGGCACACUGACACUCACACUCAGUUCAUAUGCUGAAGGUGGAGAGAAGACUCAGCGCAUGAGGAUCUGUGAAGGAUUUUCUGACAGGUGCAUUUGCUAAAUGAAGAAAAUUUAUGUUGGACAGAUUUCUUUGUGAAGAUCAACAUCGCUGAAUUGAACCACAGCUGCAAAAUGACAGCUGCCACAAAGCUACUGGAUGAGAUGUGCCACCUGACGGCUCAGUCUCUGACACCAAUGGUCACGUCAGAGCACUUCAAGGUCCUGAAGCUCCUGGGCGAAGGCUCAUACGGCAAAGUCAUGCUGGCUGUUCACAGGAAGAGAGGUACUCCGAUGGCUCUGAAGUUCUUCCCUCGUGAGUCCACCCCUCUUGUCUCUUUCCUGAAAGAGUAUAACCUCUCUCUGUCAUUCUGCACUCACCCGUCCCUGACCAGAGCCCUGGGGAUCGCCUACUCAACACCGUCGCACUACGUCUUCGCUCAGCAAGCUAGCCUUUUCGGCGAUCUCUUUGAUGUCAUCUUGCCUGAGGUUGGAAUGGAGGAGGACUGUUGUCAGCGCGUGGUGUCCCAGCUGUGUGGUGCUCUGACCCACCUGCACUCUCUUGGUUUUGUCCACAGAGACCUCAAACCGGAGAACGUCUUCCUGUGUGACUCCGCCUGCCGAUGGGUCAAGCUAGGAGACUUUGGCAUGGUGAAGGCCAGGGGCACCAGGGUCCCAGAGGUCUGGUACAGCUCUCCUUACUGCACCCCUGAGGCCGAGAUUGCUCGCGGAAACGAGGACAGCUGGAGGAGCACGAGCGACGGGAAUGAUGGCGUUAAGGAGGAUGAAGAGAUGGAAAAGAAGGCCAGAGUUUGGGUGUCUGUGGAGCCUAGCACAGAUAGCUGGGCGCUGGGGAUCUUGACCUACGCUAUGCUCACCGGCAGUCAUCCCUGGGCUGAAACAGCCAGCGACUGCCGCGCGUACCUGAAGUAUGAAGAGUGGUUCAACCAAACAGAAGGCCCCGAUGAUGAACUGGAUGUAUGGGCGGAGCCGCAGGGCGAGAGCACACAGGAUUUGAUUGGGGUAGAGACUGGAAGGAAAGACCACCCUCCUGUAGCGCCCCAAUUUGCAUGUUUCACGCUGCUGGCCCGCUCCUUCUUCCGGUCGCUCCUCAACCCAAGGCCCCGGUAUCGUGGACGACCCGAGGUUGCGUUGAAUUAUCUCGGAGGUGACUGGGUGAUGGAGAAGGAGAGGGUGAGGCUGGAGGAAGAGAGGAAGAAGAGCAGAGGGAAAGGAGCAAUCAGGAGCAUGAAGGAGAUGGACGGGAGAGGAGAGAGAUAAGGAGACUGGGAAAUAAUGAAGCAAUUUUUACACUAAAUCAUGGGCUAUAUCAAGGACAUGAGAUGUUCAGGUUUAUUAUUGAACCUGACUAAUAUUGUUUUUAGUUUUAUUUGCCUCAAAAAGGGGUUGUUGUCAUAAGCUAGAAACACUGUAGGGCCUACAGUAGAUAAACACAUAAACAUUCUCCAGUUCAAUCUUCUCAAAUAUGAGAAUUUGCUGUAUAUAUAUAUAUAUAUAUAUAUAUAUAUAUAUAUGUGCAGCCCAACUGAAAAGACAAAGAUAUGGACAAAUGUAAAGCAUUAAUUCAAACAAGAUGGUUGCUAGAAAGGGUGUGCACAUCACCACAUUUUACAGUGAGAGGAUGUAGCUGAAGGUUUGAACUACUGGUGAUAACAUUUAUUUUUGGCAGUUAAUGAUUUAAAGGAUCUGUAUGCAACAUGGCAGAAAUGCUGACAGAGCUAAAGGUGUUAACAUGGAGGGGAACCAGAGGGUGAGCACUGCCAUUCUGCAGCAACGUCAUUCUGCCACCUUGGGUGGGGACCACGUUAUCAGCGGUGACUGCCAUACAAGCACAGUACAUAUAGGCAGCAAUAGCUAGACAGUGGGAUACACACACAGGGACCAUGGAAGUAUAAAGAAGUAUAAAGAUCUGGACACAGUGUUUGCGGUGGAGCCCUGUUCAUUCCUGGGACAGCUGUUCAGUAGCACAUGAAGCCAAAAAGUUCAACUGCUGUAGUAUGAAAUUAUCCAGAGCUUCUGCAUGGUUGAGCCCGUAGAGCAAGCGCACUAGAGACCCUCGGCAGCCAUGCAGCUAGCUUCCACCAGCCGGACAGCUAACUUAUGGUUAGCGCUCCACUAAGGUGAAUAGGGUUAAAAUGAUUAAAUAGUGAGGCUCUCUCAGACUUUCGAAAUGUUAUCGGAUCGAAUGGAUCAAAUCCCAAUAGUGAAACUAAUGGCUUUGACUGUGAUGCUUAAAAAAUAAUGAUACCUAAGUCUAUGGGAAGAAGUCUUUUUGGGCCAUGUGAACAUGGCACCCGCAACCAGCAGUGCUUCCCUCUCAACCAAAGGACCAUUUCGAUGCUAUGUCCCUAACUGCAGAGGUAGCCUACUGCCAGUAGGGACAUAGCAAAGUUAGGGACAAAGGUGGCUAAGUCUCACUAACAUUAUUCAUACAAGUCAUUUGACAACAAACCAGCUUUUUAGGUCAAGGUUUCCCCAGCAGCCAGCUAGCCCCCGAACUGUAGUAAACACAAGUGCUCAUAUACAGUAUGUGUACUUUUGGACCGGCUCCUCGUUAAAAAAAAAAGUGGUCAUAGAAAUUUGCUUCAAAGUCAUGGAAAGUCAGAAAUUAUUGGUAAAAAUGAGUAUUAAACCUGAAAAACAUAGAGACUCAGAUUUUAACACACACAGAGGGAGCAUGACUUUGUUUCUGCUCAGGACACCAUUACUCCUACAUAGCAAAAAGUUGUUUGCUGCUAUAUCAAUCCUCUGGAUGUUGUAUACAGCACCUUUAAUUUAACUUCUUUUUUAUUAUUAUUAUUAUUAUUAUUAUUAUUAUUAUUAACAAUAUGUACUAUAACUAACUGAAUCAUAAACAUCAGAUUAAAAAUGACUUGAAAAAACAGCUGCAGUUCUGGGGAUUAUCAGUGUUUAGUAGUGCUUUAAUGCUAUCAUGCCCUUGUAAAAGAUACUGUCUUUAGCACACUGCAUUUAUAUUUGGAUUUAGACUUUUAUGUGUAUGCAUCAUAGUUGGCUAUGAGCUGUGUAUAGAUUGCAGUAGUGCCCAGUUUUUACAGUCAACAUGUCUGCCAGCAGACUGAGAGGAGCAGUGAUGAACCACAACACUCUGACCUGGCAAUGGAAGGAGAAAUUAAGUACAUAUUAAACUUUUCAGAGGCACUUUCUGGAAGUAAAUAUUAAUAUGCUGCAUAUAUUUAGGAGCACUUGUAUUGCACUGUAAAUGUAGGCCUAAAUGGCAGUUUUUUGGUAAUGCUGUAGCACUUUGUAUGUAACUACAAAACCAUGUAUUCUCAAACUUGUAUGGUAACUGUACUAAACUGAAUGUAUUAUAUAAAAUUCAAUAAAAUGAUUGUUUUUGUAAAA
Molecule: messenger RNA, 3507 nt
Organism: Epinephelus lanceolatus (giant grouper)
Lineage: Eukaryota; Metazoa; Chordata; Actinopteri; Perciformes; Serranidae
Product: serine/threonine-protein kinase SBK1
Biological process (GO): protein phosphorylation
Molecular function (GO): ATP binding; protein serine/threonine kinase activity
Source: RefSeq, a predicted model, not a curated record